AACGUAUCAAAACUCUUUGUUUUUAACAACAAAUCGAUUUUCGUAGUAAAAUAAAAAGAACGGUUUUUGUGAUACAGUAGACUUCUGUAUAGCUGUAUAGGUUCUUUUCACUCGCUGUUCAUUCAUAAAACUGAAGGAUAGGAACGUUUUGGCAUGGAUAAUGAUGAAGACAGACUUUCCGAUGGCGAAAAGGAUGAAAUAAUUGAGGACGACGCCGACAGUUAUUCUUACACCGGCCAUACAAAUUGUCAUUCUGUGCCCGAGUUUUUGGUGCUACAAGCGAAGCAGUUUAGACAGCUGAAUUUGAGCCACAAUGGAAUUAACGAUCUCAAAAAUAUCGCAAUCUUUGUCAAUUUGGAGAUUCUUAAUUUGGAUAAUAAUGAAAUAUCAGACUCAACUCUUUUUCCUGUUCUGCCGAAACUGCACUCUUUAACUCUGAAUAACAACAAGAUAAAAUAUCUACAAAUUUUUAUUUCACGUCUUGCAAAACACUGCAUUUCUUUGACGUACUUAAGUUUGCUUGGUAAUGAAGCUUGUCCUCAUGAAAUACUAGAUUCAAAUAAAACUGAAAAAGAUUAUGAAAAAUACCGCAUUUUUGUGGCAAGCCGGCUACCAAAGCUUAAAUUUCUCGACUGGAAGCCCAUUUCUAAUCAGGAAAGAGAAGAAGGAGCGGAAGCGUUCCCAAUUACACCAAGAGACAGAUACCCUUCAAUUAAAACCCAAGAGUCUUGCCAGGGUUUACCUAAAAUAGCUGAAGAGCCACAAGCGGUAGUCAAACCAGCCAGCUUUUAUGGCCAUGUAAGAUACAGAUAUGGUGGAAAACAAUCGGAGGGAAACCGGUUCAUCAGAAACAAUGAUCUUUAAAAGAUUUUUCUUUAAAUAUUUAUACAGUCAAUUUUACCAAAUCAGACCUCUUCUAGACCUAGCCAAACUGAUGUGGUUAAUGUUAAACGGUUGGUCUGAUUUAAUGUUGGCCGAUCAAGUGGGAUUGACUUUACCAUGUUUGACAAUGGGAGUUUAUUAACAAGAAUGAAUUAAUCCAACAUAAUUAUAAUCUGGACCAAGCCAAUCUGGUUCAACUGAAUGUCGAUUAAGCGAGUUUGACCGUAAAAGGUGUAUAAAAUCUGAAGCUAGAAUGGCGAGGAAUAAAAAAGUAUUUCUACACUGUAACCUGAUGUAAUUUAUAUUGUUUUGUAUUAUUGUGUUUCAUAUACUCAUAUACUGUUAAUGUUUACAUUAAAUCAGUUAACCAGUGUAAUAUUACUGUAACAAUUAAUUCCAGGUGCAAUUUUUAUUCAAGUGCAAUUCUACUUUUGUUUUAGUACUUAUGUGUUUGAUAAAAUUGUACAAUAUUACGUUUUUCAAGUGACUUGUUUUAUUUUUACGUAGUUAUAUCAGUUGUUCUUAAUGUUUAAAAGGAAACCUUCCAUUUUUUUAAAGCCAUAACCAUAAGACUCUAAAACAAUUAUUAUACAUUGCCCUAUUUCUUUAAAAAAUGCUAAUUAAUUUUGGUAAUUUUAAUUACAUCUAUUUUUACCAUUGCAAACUAAAAGAAUAUUUAUUUUAG
Ciona intestinalis (vase tunicate) is the source of this 1567-nucleotide messenger RNA. Its product is annotated as leucine-rich melanocyte differentiation-associated protein. Gene Ontology annotation, molecular function: protein binding. Gene Ontology annotation, biological process: melanocyte differentiation. The record is from RefSeq and is a predicted model, not a curated record. NCBI's taxonomy places the organism in Eukaryota, Metazoa, Chordata, Ascidiacea, Phlebobranchia, Cionidae.